Molecule: messenger RNA, 435 nt
Organism: Parasteatoda tepidariorum (common house spider)
Lineage: Eukaryota; Metazoa; Arthropoda; Arachnida; Araneae; Theridiidae
Source: RefSeq, a predicted model, not a curated record
CCACAAAUUUGCACUGUUCGGUUUGUUUUCUUGACAUUGCAACUAGAGAAACCUUUUCCCAAAUCGAAUGUGGACAUGCAUUUCAUUAUUGGUGCAUUAAAACGUGGUUGAAUCAACAUUCUACGUGUCCAGUCUGCAGAAAGGCAGUAAAAAUGCUAUGCAUAUACUCAAAAGUGAUUAAAGAUUACUUAAAAUUAACUUACUGUUAAUCAUUUUCCACUUACUCUUCAUUCAUGUUAUUUACGCAGAAAGAGAAAGAAUUAUUCACUUUCAGUACUGUUAUAUUGUGAACAUUAUCGUGUGAUGUAUUUUGCUCAAUUUUUAAAAAUAUAAGAAAAAAAAAAUUGUUUUAAUUUCUUUGCACAAAGAAAAGAACACCACCUGUAAUUUUGUAAAUACAUAUAUUGGAUAACAUUAAACGCUAUUGUUAUUUUA